Dermacentor albipictus is the source of this 5695-nucleotide messenger RNA. Its product is annotated as AF4/FMR2 family member 4-like. Gene Ontology annotation, cellular component: super elongation complex; nucleus. NCBI's taxonomy places the organism in Eukaryota, Metazoa, Arthropoda, Arachnida, Ixodida, Ixodidae. The record is from RefSeq and is a predicted model, not a curated record. Gene Ontology annotation, biological process: regulation of gene expression.
GCGCUUCGCAAGCGGCAGCGUCGAUCUUCAACGCGCAGAGAAUUUGGUGUCAGCAAAUCGUGCGUCUAGUGGAAACGUUGGCGUCGCUUCCUAUGAGGAAGAAACGUGUUCAUUUGUGCAUGUGCGUUGGUGUCGCCUUUCGUUUUUUCGUUUUCCUCGCGGGAAAGAAAUCGCCCAGCUGGUCUCCGCGUGGUGUGCUGCAAGUUGUGACGGGUGGCAGUGACCUUGGAGACGCGAGGACGGGUGACCGCGGAGUUCGACGACAGAGUCGCCGCUCUGCUGUGUACGCGUGCGCGGCUGCGGCGCGAUAAGCGGCGUGGUCCUUCUCUCCGCUGCUUCACGCGCGUUUGUAUUUUGCGCUCCCUCGCCUUCUCCCCUCGAGAUUCUCUGAGGCCACCCGGUUGUGCGUGCCAGCAGUAGCGCCGGCCGCCGUCGGAUUCUGCCGGGGGAGCAAGCAGCAGUGUGGCGCGCGCUCGCCGUGUGGCGUCCAGUUUUCGGGAAGUCGUCAUCGCCGGCGGUGACGUCGCUCAGCUCCCCGGUCGAUGUUCUUUCUCUCCCCCUCGUCACGCCUGUCGUCUCUUCUCUGGAAUAUUCCCAGAGAUCCACAGUUCGGGAGCGCGUGCGAGUGAGUGACAGCAUUCGCUGCCUGGGCUUCCUUCAGCGUUGCCUCGUCUUCAUCGGACAGUGGUUACUCGUUGUCCCCUCAUUGUGCGAGACUCACUCCUGCCAUUCUGUGCCCGGUUGUGCGUGACCCGUUUUUCAGCGUCGGCCGCCGGCGCGGCGGUCGUCUUGGUUUCGCCGGUGCCCGAGCGAGGGCGGUGGUGCUGUUGUGGUGUGUGCGCGCGUGUGUGUAACCGAUCGGCGUCUCGGAUUACGUCGCACAGCGCCGGCGCCAUCAUUUGUUGUUGUCGUCGGUGUUUACUUUCUUCGUAAGCGCUCCCCAGCAUUUUCGCCGACUGAUGGUUUGCUGCAGCGUCUCGUCUGGUCAGCUGGCCUGUGACCAUGGCCUGUAACGUGACGUCGUCCUGGGGAUACAACCAUUUUGACCCCUUGUGGAACACCGGCGCAUCCAGCGUGGAGCGUGAUGCCCUUCGAGAGCGGGAGCGGCAGGCCCGCGCAAUUCGCGCGGGUGUGGGCGGAGGAGAGUCGGGAGGACAUCCCAUCUUCAGGGCCCCCAUCAAGGUGGAUCCGGGCCAGGAAGACGAGCUGUCCAGACGGAUCAAGAACACCUUGGGGGACUUCAACCAGGUGCAGCGACUCCUCUCGCAUGAUCCCAACCACCUGAUAGGCAUCUCGCGCACCAAUGCGGCCGCGCAGGCUCGGGCGCCACCUGCCGUUAGCAACCCCGUCAAUGGCAGCAGCAGCACGGCCUCCACGUGGAAUGGCAAUGCCACCGAUCCUGGAGGAACAAGAAGUAGCAGCAGCAAUAGCAGCAGCUUGGUGGCUAAGCAGCAGCACCAUAGUAAUAGUGGCAGCAGCGGCAGUGGUGGUGGCAGCGCGCAUCCUGCUAGCCAGUCCAGCAUUAGCACUCAACAGCAGGGUUCCUCUCACCACAGCAGCUCAAGCCACCGCUCGCACCAUGGCAGCAGUCACCACUCUCACCACCACUCUCACCAUCACCACAAGAAGCAGCAGCCACACCAGCCUCCGCCACUGAUGAAUGGCCAGUACAAGUCCUCGUCUUCCUCGUCGUCCUCAGCGGCUGGCAAGAAUAGCAGGCACUUGUCCCAGCCACCGCAGGGCUCCGGCCACCACCACCACCACCACCACCAAUCAAGGGGCGGCUCUCAUGAGCAAGGACGGCUAGAGGAUGCAGCAUCAAAUCCUAAGGCGAACUCUUUGCCAGCUUCAAGUUCGGUAUCAAGUUCAGCCUCCACCACGAACCCAUCCUCAGCACCGUUGAGCCAGGGUCCCCCCAAUGGCCUUGUCGUUAGACCGCCUGCCAUGCGUGCACCCUCCAAGGAUGUGAACAAUGGAAACAGUUCAGCCUCAGCACAACACCAAUCAUCUACAAAUUCUUCAUCGUCACUCACUGUGCGCACAGAGAGCAAUGGCCCUGCGACAGGUAGCACCAAGUCGUCUUCAUUGCCACGAAGCUCUGCAGCUGACUCCAAACCCAAGCGGCCUCUGCCUCGGCUGCAAAUCUCAGCACCCUCUUCAGAUAGCGGGACCGGCAGCACACUUCCGGAACUGGAAAGCAUCCUUAAGGAGAUGAAGAAAGUUCCACCGGUGUUGACAGCCAUUGAAACCCCACGAAAGGAAGAAUGCCGGCCUUCUUUUCCUACAUCCCCAGUGCAGGACCCAGUGCCUAAUCACCUAGAUGAAAGUGGUGACUCAAAGCAUCUUCUUGACCCUAGGAAAGUGGCCAGCCCUCCGGGCAGCAGUCUUCAGGAUGACCUGGAGAUGAGCGACAGCGACGAUGAGCAGGAGCCACCAUUUCGCAAGACGUCGUCCUCGCUCGGUUUCUCCAUAUCGAAGAACCCAUCAUCUCCAAAUGAAAGCAUCCUUCAGCCGCCAUCUCUUGUUGAGAAGAUGUCAUCAUCAGAGUCAAGCUCCAGCGACUCUGAUGACUCCUCCUCUGCAUCAGGCUCGGGAAGUGACUCGGAAAGCUCGGACAGUGAAGGCUCCGCUCCAGAGACAAGCAGAGAGCCAAGCACCCAGAGCUGGAAGCUUGCUGACCUCAUUGAGAAGCGCAGCUCUCCUGCGGGUUUGGGAGCUAGCUUGGCCCCCAUGGGUCAGCAAUCGCGAGCCGAGGAUUCCCUCGUGGAUGAGGACUCCUUCACGCCUAUCCUCUCCCAGUACCCGAACAGGGAUGCUGACCUCGGCCUCAUGCUCAAAAGUCCCAGCCCACAAGGCCUGGACCUGAUUCGCUCCCCUGUCACGAAGCCGUCAAAUUUUCUUCUUUCCCCGGUGCACUCAAGCCCAUCCCGGAGUCCACCGCCCUUGACCAGCCACGCAGGGGCGGCUCCACGUAGUCCGUCACCUCCGGACCAUCAACCUGCGCCUCUGACGGCGAGUGUAACGGCCGCUUUGUCUGACGACGAAGGUCCUUGCCAGAUGCAGAAUGGCAGGAUAACCAUGAGGCUGGGCAAGCAGCAGCCGGCACAACCCAAGUCAGAACCUGAGCCCGCAGCUGCCAAGCAACAGCCAGAGCCAGUAAAGCGGUCAUGGCCAUCCAAGGCUGCCAAGAAAGAGACUAGUCCCAGCCUGGCCCCACCCCCCAGGAACAAGACACCUGUCACCCCAGUCCUGCCUGCAAAAACUGAACCGGUGGAAGGCGAUGUCACAGCCAGGGAACCCACGCCCAUUGGCAUUACUCCAGCAGUCAGUCGGACGACUUCAAAGCGGAGUCAUUCGGACCGCUACAACGAAAAACGUUCCAAAAUUCACAAGCCACGCUUGGUGCUGUCUGACUCGUCCAGUGAUGAUGAGGCACCACCUCCUCCAUCGGCUGUGGGGAGGCUAUCCUCCAGCGAGGACAGCAGAGUUGAUCAACGAACUUCCGCCAAGGCUGCGCCAUCGCGUGUUCGGCCACCAAAGCCAUCCCGUGGUGAUUCUAAAGUGCACAAGGAUGAGCUGGUUGUACCCAAGAGGGAAGGGAUGGGCAUACCAAGGACUCCUCCCGAACCUCCUUCACUGUUGUCUCCCAUUGGGCAGCGCAGUGGCAGUGAAGUUCGGGACAGUGCGCCUGCCACAGCCUCAUCGGAUAGCAUGGUUGUCUCCAUUGCCUUAAGCCGCCUCCUUCGGUUGCCUGGCCGGCUAGUGAGGCAGCAGCCGUCUCCAUCCCUCUCAAAAGAGCACCCGCUGGAUGCAGGUCCGGCUGUGCUUAAUCAGAAGCCCGAUGUGUCAAAGCAUAACUUGUGUGGUAGUGCAGUGUCUUCCCCAGUGAAGGGCAAGUCAAGCUCGAAAAGGAAAAGUUUGCCGGACGAGGACAGGGGAAGCAGAGAGCAGGAAAAGAAGCGGAGGGUGUCAACUAGCUCCAGUGGCUCGUUACGAGUCAAGAGAGAGUCAGUUGAACUGCCACGGCCAGAUGAUGAAUCGGAGAGCCGGCAAGAGUGGCCAGAGCCUCUACGCUCAUGUGACAGCCCAAGCAGUUUGAGUUCGUACUCAAGUCAGCGGAGUGGCACACGGCAACACCGUGGGCGCCCCUCUUCAUCCAGCAGGAGUCGCUCUGAAAAAGGCUCUGCGUCUCGGAGAGAGACAACGCCUUCUAGUGAAAAGUCCAAGAGGCACCACAAUCACCACCGGGACAAGAAAAAGUCAUCUGGCUCAAGAACCCGGUCCCACUUGGAUGGGGCGUCAUCGUCGAGUAAAUCUCGCGCUGCACCUGAUGAUCCAAGCUCCGACCCCAGUGCCAUGGCAGGCAGCACAGAUGUCGUUUCUUCUAGUCAGGUGAAUUCUUGGGAAGGGCUCCUGUCGAGCUCGGAUCAGAGUGAAGUGCACGGGCACGAGACACCCGGUAGCCGCAUGGGAUCGCUGGGCAGCGGGGGGAUGUCGUCGGCCAUGCCGGUUGGGACUGGAGGCCUUCUGACGGUGAAGAAGGAGGAGCCCGCCGACGGGCAUAGCCAGCGGGGCAACCCAUCCCAGCUCCUGUCGUACAACUCGCACCGAGAGUGGGAGUCAAAAAAUGGCAGCUCAGACUACUUUCUCUGCGAGGCCAAGCGGUUGAAACACGAGGCCGAUCGGGAAGUGCACCGCACAGCACAGGCGGUCAAGUAUUUAGAAGCGGUGCUCUACUUCAUCCUAACGGGCAAUGCCAUGGAGCACGGCCGUGCCGACCCGGAAAAUGUGUACCGCAUGUACAAGCAAACACUCAUUCUCAUCAAGCACAUUUCAUCAAAAUUUCAAAAGCUCCAGAAUGAUGCUUAUGGCAGCAUUGACAACAAGCUUGCCAUACUUAGCCUACGGUGUCAAUCUUUAUUGUACAAAAAGCUGUAUGAUUUGCACAAAAAUGAUCUCCGUGAGAACAUGCGUGCCCUCACUGAGUUCCAAAAGUGCCCUUUGGGCAAGCUUGCCUCGCCGCCACUGGCUCCAGCAGGCGUUCGUCUGCAGAGAUCCCCGUGCCAGCCGUCUCCACACUCGCCCACGCCUUCACCCGCGGGCAGUGUGGGCUCCCAGAGCAGCGGCUACAGCAGCUGUGAGCUGGCCAGCAAUGGCCACGGGGGCAGCAGACAACAGCCAGCAACAACGGCCACUGUGGUGCCGGCCAUAGCCACAGCAGCAGCAGCGCCCCUGCCGGGCGUAAUAGCCCUGCCGCAGUCCCAGUACCUGAUGCUGCAGCACCAAUUGGCAAACCUGUUGUGCCUGUACCGUUGCCACGAAUUGUGGGAGCAGGCCGACUCGCUCACCAGCCGCUCACACUCCAGAGAGUUUUUCGAGGAGCUUGACCGGGACUGUGGCAUACUGACACUGCACAGCUCGUGCUCAGAGCUGGUGAAGUACAUUCAGGAAGGUGUUUGUCGACUACGACAGCGGUUCACCACCUGUUCCACGGACAGUUGCACCACGUGAUGGGGGCUGUCCCCUGCCGCUGCCACCUGCGUUGCCACCACCAGCACCGUGAGCUCGAUGCCGCACGAGGCACGGCUUCUGUGAACUGUGGCCGUCACGGGUGGCCCGGCAGAGGCAUUUCUCCUUCACCCAGUGCUGCUGUGCUGCAAUAUGUACACAUACAAACGAUGCGUUUUGUUUCUCA